Molecule: messenger RNA, 628 nt
Organism: Otolemur garnettii (small-eared galago)
Lineage: Eukaryota; Metazoa; Chordata; Mammalia; Primates; Galagidae
Product: C-type lectin domain family 2 member D11-like
Exons: 5
Coding region: 1-627 (208 amino acids)
Cellular component (GO): external side of plasma membrane
Source: RefSeq, a predicted model, not a curated record
AUGGCUUCAGAGACUUGUGUGAAAAUGCUUCAGACAGAUCUUACAUUCAGAGAGUGCAUGGAGAAAGAAGAGUCUGGUAAAGAUCUUCAAAGAAAAUGUCUGACAGUUCUACCUCCUUUAACACUUGCCAAGUUUUCUUAUUGCCUUUUCAUCAUUGCAGUCCUAACUGCAGGUGUGGUUGCACUUCCUAUUGUUCUGUCAGUGAGACAGAAAAAGGUGGUCUCAGCGCCCUCUCUGUAUGCUGCCUGCCCAGAAAGCUGGAUUGGAUUUGGAAGUAAAUGUUUUUAUUUUUCUAAAAACGCAAGGAAUUGGACCUUCAGUCAAACCUUCUGUGCCUCCUUAGAAGCCAACCUUGCUCAAUUUGAAACUCUGGAGGAAUUGAAUUUCCUGGAAAGAUACAAAGGCCCCUCUGACCAUUGGAUUGGCCUGAGCCGAGAAUCAGCACAGGACAUUUGGAAGUGGACAGACAACGCUGAAUACACCCUCUCGUUUGACAUCAGAGGAUUUGGAGAAUGUGCCUAUCUAAAUGACAAUGGAAUCAGUAGUGCCAGGAUCUACACAGAUAAGAAAUGGAUUUGUAGCAAGCCAAACAGUUAUGUCAGCAGCUGCCAAAUUACAGACCUUUAAG